Messenger RNA from Suncus etruscus (white-toothed pygmy shrew), 1395 nucleotides. RefSeq names its product ADP ribosylation factor like GTPase 1 (gene ARL1). Gene Ontology annotation, molecular function: GTPase activity; GTP binding. The record is from RefSeq and is a predicted model, not a curated record. NCBI's taxonomy places the organism in Eukaryota, Metazoa, Chordata, Mammalia, Eulipotyphla, Soricidae. The coding region runs from base 4 to 549 and encodes 181 amino acids. Gene Ontology annotation, biological process: intracellular protein transport; vesicle-mediated transport. Gene Ontology annotation, cellular component: cytoplasm; Golgi apparatus. The transcript has 6 exons.
AUCAUGGGUGGCUUUUUCUCAAGUAUUUUUUCUAGUUUGUUUGGAACCCGGGAAAUGAGAAUUUUAAUUUUGGGAUUAGACGGAGCAGGAAAAACUACAAUUUUAUACAGAUUGCAGGUUGGGGAAGUUGUAACUACAAUUCCAACCAUUGGAUUUAAUGUUGAGACAGUAACUUACAAGAACCUUAAAUUCCAAGUCUGGGAUUUAGGAGGGCAGACGAGUAUCAGGCCAUACUGGAGAUGUUAUUAUUCUAACACAGAUGCUGUUAUUUAUGUAGUAGACAGUUGUGACCGAGACCGAAUUGGCAUUUCUAAAUCAGAGUUGGUAGCCAUGUUGGAGGAGGAAGAGCUAAGAAAAGCAAUUUUAGUGGUGUUUGCAAAUAAGCAGGACAUGGAACAGGCCAUGACUCCCUCAGAGAUGGCAAAUUCUCUUGGGUUACCUGCUUUGAAGGACCGAAAAUGGCAGAUAUUCAAAACUUCUGCUACCAAAGGCACUGGUCUUGAUGAGGCCAUGGAAUGGUUAGUUGAAACAUUAAAGAGUAGACAAUAAGUUCAGUCACUUCUCUGAAAUGAAGAAUACACAUCAACAUGAUCCCUUCGGCUGCAGUCACAUGUGCUUCUCACUACUAAACAUUAAAACUGUAUGAUUGUUGGCCUAUAUUGAACUGAAUGCCAUGUUUGUAAUAAAUAUGAAAAGUAAGUAGUGGAGAGGCAGCUUACCUUGAUUGAACAGACUCUGAAUGUUCUGUGUAACAUAAAAUAUUCCUUCCUUGCUUUCUUGUAUUAAGGCAUAUAUUCUAUUUGUAUUAAAUUCUUAUUCAAAUACAGCCCUAUUAAAGAAUAUACUUAUUGAGGAUAAAACCUGUUUUUGAAUAAGUGGUUGCAGUUUGUAUAAACACUAAUAUUUUAACUCUGAUUUCUCUCUAAAAUAAAUUACUCUUUCCCAAGAAUUAGCUUCAGUAGAGUAGAAAUGUAGUGUGAACAAUAUAAUCUUUAUUGUUUAAUAAAUUAUCAUUUCAUGUAAGUGGUGGUUUCUUUGAACAACUUUUGGUUAUAGGCAUGAAGUUGAAAUAACUUAUUUGGUGUUAAACUGCACUGACAUAAGUAAUUUCAUUACUUUGUAGUACCUCAUAGUUAAACAUUUUUACAUUAAAGGAUCUAGUUAAUGUGUUUGUUAUACUGAAAAGUAUAACAAGUUGUAAUAUCUUCAUUUUGGUCCCAGAAAUCGGAAGAUUGCUCAGGAUCUGGGUUAAAAGCCUAUUCUGUUAAACUAAAGUUUGAAUUCCUAGAAAUGUCAACAGGUAACCAAAUUCAGUAAAAAUUAGCACCUUUCAUAAUAAAGUUUAAUGAUGGAAUUUGCAGUAUAAUAAAGGGAAACUUCAUAGUAAUGAAAAAU